Astrephomene gubernaculifera is the source of this 2056-nucleotide messenger RNA. Lineage: Eukaryota; Viridiplantae; Chlorophyta; Chlorophyceae; Chlamydomonadales; Astrephomenaceae. The record is from the annotation of a GenBank genome assembly.
GGUGUCUCAGCUGCUGUCCGCCCGCUCCGCUGCCGCCGCCGACAGCGCGCUGGCGGGGCUGCAGGGCGGGGUGGGGGCGGCGGUGGGGGGGCUGCGGGCGGCGCUGCUGGACCUGCUGGUGGAGCUGGAGGCGAGGCUGGAUUUCGACGAGGACCUGCCGCCCCUGGACCUGCCCUGGGUGAAGCGCAAGAUAGGGGAGGUGCAGGCGCGUGUGGACGCCGCGCUGCGCACCCAGCGGGCCGGCAGCCUGCUGCGGAGGGGGCUGCAGGUGGCUAUCGUGGGUCAGCCCAACGUGGGUAAGAGCUCGCUGCUGAACGCCUGGACCGACAGCGACCGCGCCAUCGUGACCCCCACCGCCGGCACCACCCGCGACGUGGUGGAGGCGGCGCUGGUUGUGGGCGGCGUGCCGGUGACACUGCUGGACACGGCGGGAAUACGACACAGCGAGGACGAGGCGGAGAUGAUUGGGGUGGAGCGCUCUCGUGCCGCCGCAGCCGCCGCAGAUGUGGUGGUGAUGGUGGUGGACGGCGCGGCGGGGUGGACGGCGGAGGACGGGGAGAUACAUGCGGCACUGUGGGGGGGUGAGGGGGGAGGCGGCGGGGGGUGCAAGGUGCGGGGCCCUGCGCUGUUGGUGGCGAACAAGGACGACUUGCGGGGGGCCGGGAGCCAACACUGCAGCGGUACUGGCAGCAGCAGCAGCAGCAGCAGCGGUAGCAGCACCCUCAGGAGCAGCAGCAGGGAUGUUCGCAGCAGCAGCAGCAAUGGUAGUGUGGCGGAGGAGGAGGGGGUUGAGGAGGCGGAGGCGGAGGGCCUGGUGCUGCCCCCGGGGGUGCGCUCCACGUUUGCAGGUGUGGUGCGAACUAGUGCGGCGCAGCGGAGGGGGCUGCAGGAUCUUGACGCGGCGCUGUUACGGCUAGCGGGCGCCCCACAGCUAGCCGCCGGGGGGGUGGCGUGGGCGGUGAACGAGCGGCAGGCGGAGGCGCUGCUGAGGUGCAGGGAGGCUCUCUCCCGGCUGUCGGAGAGUGUGGCUGCGGACCUGCCACUCGACUUCUGGACCAUAGACCUGCGCUCUGCGGUGCUGGCGCUGGGGGAGGUGAGCGGGCAGGAGGUGGGGGAGGAGGUGCUGGAGGCGGUAUUUAGCCGCUUCUGCAUCGGCAAGUGAUAUAGCGGUAACGGUGGUGGUGGUGUUGGUUGGAUGCUGCUGCUGCGUUUAGGGAAGGCGGCAUCGUGAGGCGUGAGAGUGGAGGGCUGUUAGGGUGGUCCCAGACCUGAAGCGUCUGUUGUGACGGGAAGUAGAGGGUACUAAAAGGGGAGGAGAUGGAGAGCAGGAGGAUGCUGGGGUGGGUAGAAAUAUGAAGGGUGGAGGAGUGCUAGAGGAGUGGCAUUGCAUGCGAGCAGGUGGGUGGAGAGGGGCAUUACACGAUUACAAGGGGGUCACUUUGGGUUAUAGCUGGGGGGUGGUUUAUCGAGCCCGGAAACACAUUCCUUGGAAGACGGGGAGGGACCCAGCCACCCCAGGUUUGCAGCGGGUUGCGUGCCUCAUGGCGUUCCGUGACAGGCCUGGUGGGGGCUGACGAGGCGAGCUGACGACGACGACGCGAUGAAAGGUGGUAUGACCCUUCCAACUGAGCUGGUGGUGCCUGGACAACAGAAAGGGCGGUGGAAGAGAGAGCUCGGGGCGGCUCGGGGGGCCUCAGGGGCAGUAUGACUGACGGGGUGACAGCGCGUUAAGCGCAUCCUGUGUUGGGCCGCAAGGAUGGAUACUGAGGUAAACUGAGAGCCGCGGGGAGCACCCGGACCCUGCCCCUGACCUACCGGAGGAAAAGAGGAAACAACUAACUGACCGACUGACUGAGGAGGACGGAUGGCGUCCCAGGGGAUGUCGUACGGCAGCAGGCGCUGUGUGUCACAGCGGUACGUGACGAGCUGUGUAGUCAUGAGUCCUCGCGGGUGGUGUGUGGAUUACGGUAAAAAGUACUGGCCGCCAGCCGGAACGUGCCGUACUGUGCAUGCCGGAAGAUGCCGUGACGAAGUGUGUGUUAAAGGAAACUGGCCG